AUGGGGGAGUUUCACCGGGCGGUGAACGGCACGAUCAUCUGCGAGAUGAUGCCGAACCAAAGGGCGCCGCCGUCGUCUCAGCAGGCAACACAGCGGGACAGCGGGAGCGAGAAGAUCGUGCUCCAGCCACGGCUCUGCACGCUCCGUUUGUACAGCGGCGUGGUGGCGUGGAGGCGGCUGCCGGGGGAGGAGGAGACCGACGGCGGCGUGGACGGCGCCGGGUCCUCCCCGUUCUUCGCGUCGCUCGCCGACUACAUCGACAGCACCCGCAAGAGCCAGAACUUCGAGAUCAUUUCCGGCCGCCUUGCCAUGUCAGCGGUGUGA
Messenger RNA from Oryza brachyantha (malo sina), 324 nucleotides. Its product is annotated as stress enhanced protein 2, chloroplastic-like. Lineage: Eukaryota; Viridiplantae; Streptophyta; Magnoliopsida; Poales; Poaceae. The record is from RefSeq and is a predicted model, not a curated record. The transcript is spliced from 2 exons. Gene Ontology annotation, biological process: cellular response to high light intensity. The coding region runs from base 1 to 324 and encodes 107 amino acids.